GAGUCCGUGUUUUGCGAAUUUGUCCUGGAUUUAAGAUCAGGUGGAACAGUUGCAUCCGAGCAGCUGGCCCCUGUGUGCGGAAUCUAAUUUCCCUCGACGCAGUCUCAAAGCCUUGCCUUGCGGACAUUUGGAAUAUCAACAGCCCCAGGAAUGUGACGUGCGGCGCAACGGCGCCAGCGGCACUGGACAGCGGUGUCUGCGCGCGGAUCAAAUCGAAGGAUGGACGGGGCAGAUUUGCGAUACACGUCCUUUAAAAAAAAUGUGUAGCCUACAUAUCGCGCUAUAUGUGACCGAACUAACCCUUCCCGUGUAAUUAGUAAUAACAGAAUCCAAAGACAGUGCAGACUGUGGUUGGACCGUUGUGGUCACACUUGUCUUUCGAUUUCGCGAGUCUGAAUGGAAGGUGCAGCCAACGGAGCUACGAGCCUGUCGGAGCAAGGAGAAGGUAGCCGCGCGGUAUCUUGGUCAGUGGUGUCCGAUGAUUUGGAGACUGUCACCGGCGUCAGCUGCGGGAUGGAGGCCGGGGAUAUUGAAACAGCAUCUGGAAAGGCCUGCUCUCCAGAGAUGCCCUCCUCCUCGGGGCACUUGGGCCCUGCCCAGGGGAAGAAGAUUGGACACAGAAGAGUCGAUGCUUCAGGGGAGACCACCUACAAGAAGACCACGUCCUCGGCCCUGAAAGGUGCCAUCCAGCUGGGCAUCGGGUACACGGUGGGCAACCUGAGCUCCAAGCCCGAGAGGGACGUGCUGCUGCAGGACUUCUACGUGGUGGAGAGCAUCUUCUUCCCCAGCGAGGGCAGUAAUCUCACCCCGGCGCAUCACUACCCAGACUUCCGCUUCAAGACGUACGCGCCGGUCGCCUUCCGGUACUUCCGCGAGCUGUUCGGCAUCCGGCCCGACGACUACCUGUACUCUCUCUGUAACGAGCCCCUGAUAGAACUCUCUAACCCGGGAGCCAGUGGCUCCAUCUUCUACGUCACUAAAGACGACGAGUUCAUCAUCAAGACGGUGAUGCACAAGGAGGCGGAGUUCCUGCAGAAACUACUGCCUGGGUACUACAUGAACCUGAACCAGAACCCGCGCACGCUGCUGCCCAAGUUCUUCGGGCUGUACUGCGUGCAGUCGGGCGGGAAGAACAUCCGCAUGGUGGUGAUGAACAACGUGCUGCCGCGCGCGGUGCGCAUGCACCUGAAGUACGACCUGAAGGGCUCCACCUGCAAGCGCCGCGCCUCCCGCAAGGAGCGCGAGAAGGCCCGGCCCACCUUCAAGGACCUGGACUUCAUGCAGGACCUGCCCGACGGCCUCCUGCUGGACACCGACAUGUACUGCGCCCUGGUCAAGACGCUGCAGAGGGACUGCCUGGUGCUGGAGAGCUUUAAGAUCAUGGACUACAGCCUGCUGCUGGGGGUGCACAACCUGGACCAGGCCGAGCGGGAGCAGCAGGGGGAGGGGCCUCGGGGCCCCGGCGGGGAGCGGAGGGGCGUGGCUCAGCGGGCGCUGUACUCCACCGCCAUGGAGUCCAUACAGGGCGGGGCCACCUGCGGGGACUCCGUCGACAUGGACGACACGGUUGGCGGAAUCCCAGCUGCAAACGGGAAAGGGGAACGAGUCCUGCUGUACGUUGGGAUCAUCGACAUCCUGCAGUCCUACAGACUGAUCAAGAAGUUGGAACAUACAUGGAAGGCUCUUGUCCAUGAUGGAGACACAGUCUCUGUGCACAGGCCCAGUUUCUAUGCAGAGCGCUUUAUGAAGUUCAUGAGCACCACGGUCUUCAGGAAGAGCACGUCCUUGAGAACCUCUCCCUCCAAGAGGGGUCGAGGGCUGGGGGCCCUGCCCAAAACCGCUGGUCCCGGGGAGGCCUAUGAGCCGGGCCAGACCCCCUCGGAGGACGAGGAGGACCCCUUCGACCCGCGCGGGGCCCGCGGCUUCCCCCUGCUGGAGGACGAGGGUCGGCCAGACCUCCUCCCCUGCACGCCUCCUUCCUUUGAGGAGGCCACCACAGCCUCCAUCACCACCACGCUCUCCUCCACCACCUCCCUCUCCAUCGCAGAGCGCUCGCCCUCAGAUACACCUGAGUACCCCCGCUACAGGAGGCACACCCAGCCCUCAGGCCAGGAGAGAAGCCGCACCCCCGAAGCCGCCACCCCCUCCGGCUCCUCGGCCCCGCCCCAGCCACGCCCCACGGCGAGGGCGGAGCCUGAUGCAGUCAGCCAGCGGUCAGAGUGCACCAGCCACGGUUCCCUGGAGGAAGAGGACGUGCCAAUCACAGACAUCUACUUUCAUCCUCCAGAGGACAGAAGCUGGGUGUACUCUCCCCUGCACUAUGGCUCAGAGUCUGUGUGGGACGCUGAAAGCGAGACUUGAGUCCAUGGCAGCGGUGGUGAAGCGAGUGAAUGGCAGUUCCCAUGGUGCUUUGGGGCAGUGGAGUUUGUGCAGACAGGGCCAGCAUUCUGUGCUGUGAAGGGAUCCACACCCAGGCCUGUGGGAGGGGGAGGGGGAAUGGGAGGGGUGGGGAGAAAGGGAACAGAAAAGGAAGAAAAAGACUGAAAUAACCUGGGUGUGAAACCCAGAGUCUAAAUGUCACAUUCCCACUGUAGAGUAUUAUUAGCAUCCACCGGAGUCUAUCAGGGAGCUGUAUAUCUGACUCCUCCCCCUCCAUGAUUAACCCCUCCCCCUCCACAACUGACUCCUCCCCAUGCUCCUCCCCUUUGAGGGGACUGGGCAGGUACUCCCAUAAUGCACCUCUCCCUUACUCCAUUCCAGUUCAGUCCUGAGAACCACUUUGUGGAAUCAGUAUCACAUCAAUGCAUACCUAUUUGUUACUUCUUUUUUCUUUUUUAAUCCUUGUGCACUUUUGUGAUCCAGAUGUAAUUCUUUGGGUUUUUUUUUGUAUUCAUCAUCUCAAAAUAUAAAAAGGCAUGACAGGGUUUUUUUUUUUCUUUUGUUUUCUGUUUAAAGUUCUGUGAUUUUUUUCUAGGGUAGUGCGUCUGCAUGGUCCUGAUCUCCUCUUGCCGUUCUCAGGGCUGUCUUCCUCAUAUCCAAACAUCAAACACGCGUGAUGAACGAUGAGAGAGGGAGAAAGAGAGCAAGGAAGAGAGAGAAUACAAAGAAAGAUGGAUAAGGUUGAGGAAGGCAUAUCCUUGCCCAAAUUGUUUUUUUAAUCUGCAUUGUGCUAAAUAUCUCAGAUACCCACAGGCUACUUGUUAUCUCUUCCAAUCAUCACUAGCUCCUUCCUGUAGUACUGUGUGGCCUGUAGAGUGUAAAAUAGUCCCUGGCUCUCCUGUAGUACAGUGUGUGCCAUGUUGGGUGUAAAAUAGUCACUGGCUCUCCUGAAGUACUGUGUGUGUGCCAUGUAGA
Messenger RNA from Anguilla anguilla (European eel), 3354 nucleotides. Its product is annotated as phosphatidylinositol 4-phosphate 5-kinase type-1 gamma-like. Gene Ontology annotation, molecular function: phosphatidylinositol kinase activity. Bases 397 to 2361 code for a protein of 654 amino acids. Gene Ontology annotation, biological process: phosphatidylinositol metabolic process. NCBI's taxonomy places the organism in Eukaryota, Metazoa, Chordata, Actinopteri, Anguilliformes, Anguillidae. The transcript has 17 exons. The record is from RefSeq and is a predicted model, not a curated record.